Molecule: messenger RNA, 948 nt
Organism: Acanthosepion pharaonis
Lineage: Eukaryota; Metazoa; Mollusca; Cephalopoda; Sepiida; Sepiidae
Source: the annotation of a GenBank genome assembly
AUGUUUCCUUAUUUUAUUGCGAAACACGUUCGUCAUUUCAGAAUUGUUCCUAUAGAGCCUCUAAGUGUUCUUAUUUUAAAUCAUUUUCUUUCUUUUUUUUCUUUCUUUGCAGGCAAGCCGGAGGUUAUAGUCAGAGGGAUCCACAACCAAAUCCCUGUGACAAUAGAUCCCAUCAAAUACAAUCGAUACAAAUGCACGUACACAACACAGGCACCAGGCAGUUAUUUAGUCUAUGUCAGUUGGUCUGGAGUAAGCAUUCCAAAAAUGCCUUUAAAGGUGAACGUCACACUGAGAGGAGAUGUGUCAAAGGUUAGAGUCCUCGAAGAUGGACUUCGGGGAAGCUUUGUUGGAAAGGAGACCAAGAUCAAUGUAGAUACAAGUAAAGCAGGUCCAGGUGACGUUACAGCCACUUGCACGAAUUCCAAAUGUAGUCUUCGUUGCGAUGCCAUAGAAAAUAGUGAGGGAGGUGUCACAGUGUCUGUUUACCCUACCGAAGCUGGACGGUUCAACCUAAAUAUUUACUAUGAUGGAGAAAAAGUCCCUGGUAGUCCAUUUCAUUUGCGCGUUGGGGAGCAACCAGAUGCCUCUCAGGUCAGGGUGAGAGGUCCAGGUAUCGAAGGUGGCCUGAUACAGUAUUUUGAGAGUACGUUUUUGGUGGAAACACAAGGAGCCGGAGCUGGUCAGCUAGCGGUCAAAAUCAGAGGCCCAAAGCAGGGAUUCAAAGUUGAUAUGAAACGAGAGACCUUCAACGACAGAAACAUCAUAUGUCGCUACGACCCGAUCGAAUCCGGACAUUACGUUAUUAACGUCACGUGGUCGGGCAGACAUGUGCCGCGAAGCCCAUUUGAGGGUUCUUCUUCUUCUUCUUCUUCUUCUUCUUCUUCUUCUUCUUCUUCUUCUUCUUUACCUCAUUAUUAUUAUUCUCUCUUCGCCUCCUUCCUUUGCUAA